This is a messenger RNA of Polychytrium aggregatum, 739 nucleotides long. RefSeq names its product membrane-associated, eicosanoid/glutathione metabolism protein. Bases 126 to 641 code for a protein of 171 amino acids. The transcript is spliced from 3 exons. Lineage: Eukaryota; Fungi; Chytridiomycota; Chytridiomycetes; Polychytriales. Gene Ontology annotation, cellular component: membrane. The record is from RefSeq and is a predicted model, not a curated record.
CACCACACCGCACCACACCGCACCACACCGCACCACACCGCACCACACCGCAUCGCAUCAUCGGCCCCUUGCCGCACACAGCUCGUCCAUCUCCACCCCCUUUCACCGCGCCUCUUUGCCCAGCCAUGUCCAUCCACCCUCCUCUCGUUCCCAUUGUCGGAUCAUGGUCGCUUCUGUUUGGCGGUUACCAGACCUACCUGAUGUUCAAGGUCAUCGGCCAGCGUGUCGCCAACAAGGUCUCGAUCGGAGCCGGCGAGGGCCUGGUUGAGAAGGCCCGAGCGGCCGGCAAGAGCCAAGCCGAGAUCGAUGAGAUCGAGCACGGCGUCCAAAUGCUUGUCCGCGCCAUCCGAGCCCAUGCCAACUUCACGGAGCAUGUUCCCUUGGCUCUCCUCGUCCUGGGCUUUGCCGAGCUGAACGGCGCCAACAGCCUCUAUCUCCACUCCUCUUUGGCUAUCCUGCUGAUCGCCCGCUACCUCCAUGCGGACCUGACCUUCCUCAACGAGAAGAACAAGCGGGCCUUUGGACCGACCCGAACCAUGGGUGUCUCCGGCACCAUCGCAGUGACCCUCAUCUCGGCCGGCUACAGCGCGUUCCUCGCCUUCCAGCCCGCCAUUACCUCUGCUAUCAAAUCCCUCUUCUAGUUACCUGCCAUGCGCUUGGAACCAAAGGGCCACCCUUGCGUGAGCCUGCUUUGAAACUUUGAUUGUGCCUUCAUAAUAUACGCCCACAUCUGACCGUG